AUGAACAACCAGAACGACGAGACAUUUCAACCGAAAAAAAAUGAAGAAGGCCAAGAGCAAAAGGCGAAAGAACAAACAAGUCCGGCCACAAUACAGGAUUUGUGCAAAACGCUAUUAACACCAGAAAUGGUGUCAAGAACACAAGAAUGGAAAAAUGAAAGGGAAAUACUCAAGGGAAUACUUGAAGAGACAAUUAAAGAAGAAAUGAAAGAAGCAAUGGUGUGGUGGACGUCUCACUCCAUAGAGGAGAAACAAACCAUUUUGGUAAUGGCGAUGGACGCCGUCGCGGAAGACGAAAAUGUUAUUACCCUUAUCAAUAACAUAUUUACUGAGAUCAACACACUCCUCGAUAACACAGAAGAUGUAAUGGGUUUUAUUGGAAAGGUCAGUAAAGACUCACUUUACUGUUACAAAAACGUGUUUGACUCAAGCCAAAUACAAGACGAGAUUGGAAAAAAUUUAAGUGAAAUGGAAACGUUGGAGUGCCUUGACGCGAUGCUCUCCGCAAGGUCGUGCAUUGCGCUCAAACUGAGCAUCAACGUUCUGAUGAUAACAAACCAAAUUGAUAAUUAG
Entamoeba invadens IP1 is the source of this 573-nucleotide messenger RNA. RefSeq lists its product as hypothetical. NCBI's taxonomy places the organism in Eukaryota, Evosea, Mastigamoebida, Endamoebidae. The transcript has a single exon. The coding region runs from base 1 to 573 and encodes 190 amino acids. The record is from RefSeq and is a predicted model, not a curated record.